CCUUACUAACUAAUUUAAAAGAAACUUAUGAAUGGUUCACAGUAUUAGAUCUGAAAGAUGCAUUCUUUUGCCUCACCUUGGCCCCUGAAAGCCGCAAUUUAUUUUCCUUUGAAUGGGAAAACCCUGAUUCGGGACGAAAAACCCAACUAACCUGGACAGUGUUACCUCAAGGAUUUAAAAACAGCCCCAUGAUCUUUGGAAAUCAAUUAGCUAAAGAAUUAGAGGCCUGGGAAAGACCUCCAGGAAAUGGUACUCUUUUACAGUAUGUAGAUGAUAUUUUGAUAGCCACAGAAAAGGAUGAAGAAUGUAAAGAAUGGACUGUGAGUUUGUUAAACUUUCUUGGACUAAGUGGUUAUCGAGUCUCAUUACAGAAAGCCCAGAUCUUGAAGAAAGAAGUAAUAUACUUGGGAUUCGUGAUUUCUAAGGGACAGAGACAACUCGGGAAUGACCGGAAAGAAGCCAUUUGCAGGACUCCAGAACCGACCACGGUAAAAGAACUUCGAACCUUUCUGGGAAUGACAGAUGCUGUACAACUUCCAUCGGCAGUAGCGAUUAUGCACUGCAAAGGACAUCAGAAAGGUAACACUGACAGGGAAGUGGGAAAUAAAUUGGCUGAUCAUGAGGCAAGGCAAGCUGCGGAACAAGGUGAGGUAUUAGGCCUAAUUCCUGAAAAAUCUUUGCCACUACCUGAGAUAGUUGAAUAUGAUGAAAAGGAUCAGAAGUUAAUUACCGAUUUAAAGGCUGAAAUUGGCCCGACAGGAUGGGCAAUGUUAAAAGAUAACAAAAUAGUAGUUCCCUUCAGAAUAUUAUGGAAAUUAAUAAAAACAGAACAUGACAAAACUCAUUGGGGAACUGAAGCUUUGUACAAUUCCCUCACCAAGCAAAUGAUAGCCAGAAAUUUGUUUCAAACUAUAAAAACUAUAGUUGAUAGAUGUGAAAUAUGCUUAAAGAAUAAUCCAAAGUUAGAGAAUCAGGUGAAAUGUGGAAGUAUUGGUAAAGGGAAUGUUCCAGGCCAGAACUGGCAGAUAGACUUUACGGAACUCCCUAGAAAAGGGGGGCAUAGAUAUCUAUUAGUAUUAACUGAUACCUUUUCCGGAUGGCCUGAAGCUUUCCCCUGCAGAACAAAUAAAGCCCAAGUAGUAACAAAAGUCUUAUUGAGAGAAAUUAUUCCCAGAUUUGGCGUGCCAGAAGUGAUCUCCUCUGAUAGGGGACCACGCUUUGUGUCACAAGUAGUUCAACAAGUGAUCCUCUCGAAGAGAAGUGGAGCGGCCCUUUUCAAGUUCUGCUUACGACUUACACUGCGGUCAAGCUUGAGAGGCACGCUGCUUGGAUCCACUAUUCCAGAAUUAAAAAGGCACCUGAUGGACCAUGGAAGUCCCAACCCGUAG
This is a messenger RNA of Phalacrocorax carbo (great cormorant), 1388 nucleotides long. The record is from RefSeq and is a predicted model, not a curated record. NCBI's taxonomy places the organism in Eukaryota, Metazoa, Chordata, Aves, Suliformes, Phalacrocoracidae.